Myripristis murdjan (pinecone soldierfish) is the source of this 2105-nucleotide messenger RNA. It is a transcript of the gene cyribb, whose product is annotated as family with sequence similarity 49 member Bb. The coding region runs from base 58 to 1659 and encodes 533 amino acids. The transcript is spliced from 3 exons. The record is from RefSeq and is a predicted model, not a curated record. Gene Ontology annotation, molecular function: small GTPase binding. Gene Ontology annotation, biological process: regulation of actin filament polymerization. NCBI's taxonomy places the organism in Eukaryota, Metazoa, Chordata, Actinopteri, Holocentriformes, Holocentridae.
AGAGAACCACCCUCGCGAUAUCUCCUAGCAGAACGGGAUUUUGUCACUACCGGCAAGAUGGCGCCUGGUGCAGAACUUCAUAUUUCUGUUUGCCGGGAAGGUAAUCUGCCCGAACCCAUUUGUGCUGGCCCAAACAGAUACAAAUGCCGGUUUUGCACCAAGGUGGGAGAGUACCCUGGUCUGGUGGCGCACAUGCAGACCCAUGCAAGGUCUGCUGUGAAACACGGAGGGUAUAAAAUUUACAAAUGCUGCCUAGGAUGUGUAAAAAGCAACCACUAUCACUGCUGCUAUUGCAAGCGGAUUAUAAUACGCACAAAUUUGUUUGUUAACCACGUGGAGAAGUGUGGGUCAUCUGUUGUCCAGCGUGUAACAACAAAGCCCCAAGCGGCAUCUUUAGGUACCAAUCCAUCAACACCCCCGAGCUUGGCUGCACCAUCUUCAGCAGUCUCUGGUUCCUCGGUAAUUUACCUCCUAAUAGCGUCCCCUUCCCUCUCUGGUCCCACACCCUUGCUGGCCCUCAGGACCUGUACCGUUCCCAAACCAUCAACAAGUUUAUCCGCAUCAUGUAGACCUUCACCGGUCCCCAAAACAGGUGCCAGUACUUGUGCAUCUUCCAGUGCGUCUACAGCACCCGGAGUUGACCACAGUGCCUCGGCCAACCAGAGUUCGUUGAACAUUGAAGGCCCCGGUGCUACAGCUUCAUCGAGCCCCUUGACGCCACCCAGAGCAGAGGCUUUAUCUCCAACAGACAUUACACCCUCUGACGGCCGUGAUGUUAACGUCUCAACUAUUUCAACCCAAACCAUCCAAACCAUCCAAACCAAAUGCCCGAAAACAUGCAAAUCAAAGCCCAAGCUAACCACGUGCAAAUAUUGCAAUUUGACUUUGAACAAGAAAAACAUCAAGGUGCACAUUCAAAGACGUCACUCAGCGUCCCAUCCAGAUAUAACUGCAAACUACCAUCUGCCAUCGGUGUGCAUAGACCGCACUAAAGGCAUUUUUGCUGUGGGGAAAACUUUCACAGGACCGGCAACCCCCAUACAUGUUCAGAAACGCACUUGGGGAAGCAACCACCAAGUGACCUGCGAGUUGGAGAAAUGCAAACAGGAAUCUGAAUCUUCCCAAAGAAGUGGAUUAAUGGGGUUUCAGUGCAUCCAUUUGAAGUCACUGUCUUACUGUCCUAUUUCCUCCGAAUCCGAAAUCACGCUUAAUGAGGAAGUUCUUUCAGAUAUAGUCAGGAGAAAGUUGAUUUCUAACAAUAUGAAGAAAACCUGUCUCGCAAGAAAGCUGGUGGCUGGGUCUGAGAACUCCCCACUGAGUAAAGAAGUCGCAUUCGGCAGUGGAACGUCACAAGUAUUUGUAUCUGUGCUGGAGCCACACGCCUCACUGGGGAGAGUGAUGGUCUGUUACGACAAAAAGAAGAACACGUGGCGCUGCCCUUGUCCAAAGCAAAGGCGGUCCUGUCCUCACAAGCCCAUCGCCAAGUGGCACCUGUACCAAACACGGCCGGAGCUUUUCAUGAGAGAAAGAAGUCCUGACAGCGACGUGUUGGACGCCUCCGCAACAUCCGGUCCUCAUGAUGAGCAGAGCCCUGAAGGAGGCUCUCUCUAUUCACCUGAUGAAGACUUCAGCCAAGUUUUAUCUGAGGACACCCUGUAAUUGGAUUCAUAACUCCUGUGGUUGUAAUUUUUACAUAUCAGGGUGGUAAAUAUCCCAGAUAGAAUUCGCUGCUGUUUUUUUGGGGAAACUCAUGGGUCCUCUGGUAAUAGCAGUCCAGUCUGAAUAGGCAUCUCAACUAUUGGACGUUUUCUCUUCCUUUUAUUAAUAAUGGAGGCUGCAGUGAAGACGCUUUUGGGACUGUUUGUUAUUGUGAUAUCAAGAGAUCAGUUUCACAGUUAAAACUGAAUUUGUACCAUGUCAGGUGAACAAAAGAUGUAUAUACUAGCAGGCAGAAAAAGAAUAUAUAUAUUAUACAUAUAUAUAGUUUUUUAAUGAGAAUUUUUGAUACAAAAUUAAGAUUUGUUAUUGAAUAUGAAUAUGAACAUGCUGUUGGUGUACUUGCAUUUGUUUGCAUGGACUUUGGAAUGUGGAAUUAAAGAUUAAAG